Messenger RNA from Panicum hallii, 1648 nucleotides. Its product is annotated as zinc finger CCCH domain-containing protein 17-like. The record is from RefSeq and is a predicted model, not a curated record. Lineage: Eukaryota; Viridiplantae; Streptophyta; Magnoliopsida; Poales; Poaceae. The transcript is spliced from 7 exons. Gene Ontology annotation, molecular function: protein binding. Bases 137 to 1435 code for a protein of 432 amino acids.
GCCAGUUACCGCGUCGGCCACACCGCCGCCUUCCACGAUCGCGAUCACCGCCUCCACCAAGCCGUUCCCCGGAAGAAACCCAGCGCCGCCUCUCCCCACCACGCGUCCGCGAGACCGGCGCCCGCCAGCCACCGCCAUGCCGAUCUCCUCCACCCACGCCGGACGCCUCGGCACCGGCCCCGCGCGCGCGCCCGCGCCCGCGCGGUGGAGCCCCUACGCCCGUUCCUCUGUGCCUGAGCCCCAGGGCGGCCGCGGCGGCGCCAAGGCCUCGCGCCCGCCUUUACGCCUCGAUCCCGCGACGGAGAGACUCCUCGGCCCCGCGCAGAAGGCGGCGCCUUCCGGAUCGCGUCGCCGUGCCGAACCCGCCGCGCCCGACGGAGCUUCUGCUGCACCCGCAGGACGGAGCCGUGGAGGCGAGAUGACAAGCCCGGAGCCUGUGCUGAAGCCGAAGCCGAAGCCGGACGCUGGAAUCGACGCACCCCCCGUUAAGAAGCCCCGCUGCAGCGGCGGGGGUGGCUUCGUCUUCCUCUGCGCCCUCGCUGGACACACAGCGGCUAUCAGCGGGAUCUCAGUGCCGCGUUGUUCGGACAAACUCUAUUCCGGCAGCGUCGACGGAUCUAUUCGCGUCUGGGACCGCAACUCUGGCAAGUGUAUUGAUGUCAUCAAGUUGGGAGGCAAGGUUGGCUGCAUGAUCACCCAUGGUCCAUGGGUACUCAUAGGGAUUCCGAAGUCCGUGGAGGCAUGGAACACACAGACAGGAAUGAAAUUAAGUCUUCAGGGGCCUUCUGGUCUGGUUUGUUCCAUGACUAUCACGGAUGGGAUGCUGUUUGCUGGUAUGGGAGAUGGUCGCAUCAUGGCUUGGAAAUUUCCUUCUAAGGAGAGCAACAUGGAACCAGUGUCGAUCCUCACAGGCCAUCAACGUCCCGUCAUUUCACUUUCUAUCUCAGCAACGAGACUUUACUCUGGCUCACUUGACAAGACCAUUAAAGUAUGGGACCUCAUGACUCUGCAGUGUGUCCAAACACUCUCUGAGCAUAAGGCUCCUGUAACAUCUGUCCUAUGUUGGGAUGAAAAGUUAUUAUCUUGCUCCCUGGACAAGACUGUAAAGCUCUGGACUCUUUCAGAGUCUGGGGAUCUUCAAGUCAAAUAUACCCAUGCUGAGGAGCAUGGGUUGCGCACACUCUUCGGCAUGCACCGUGUCGGGAAGACGCCAGUUCUCUUCUGCUCCCUCCAUAACAGCAACCGCAUCCGCCAGCUCGACCUUCCAUCGUUCGAGGAGGUGGGCACCCUCUCCUCCAAGAAGGAAGUGAGGACCAUCGAGCUCGCGGAUGGUGGGCCGCUCUUCACCGGAGACUGCUCCGGCGAGCUCAAGGUGUGGAGGUGGGCGCUCCAGCAGGACCAGGAUCAGGAGGCGGCGUCGGCUGCGCAUUCAUAAUCAUAGUCAUCAGCAUAGCCUCAUUGAAGAAUGACAGCUCCAUCAUUGUAACCAUUGUAUGCUUGUAAAUUAUGGCAGCUCUCAAGUCCAGCGCUGACGAUGUAGCACAGUGCAGAGGAGACGGCCCAAUUUUCUGAGGCCUGAUAUGUGACGCAACCCUGAGGUCACGUUCCCAUGCGGCUCCUUAAGUGCCACGACUUGAGAUGCGGGCAA